CUUUUCCACUAUUCUGGGAUUCACCGAGUUUCUACAUUUUCGUCAUUUUUCCCUUUGUCAAUGAAAGUGAAUCGUGUUUUUUCAACUGCACUAGUUAGAUUAGUAGAUUAGGUGCUAGUUCGACAUGAAAGUUACAGAUUUUUACUGUGCUUUGGGCAUUUUCCUUCUGAUCUUAGCGGAUUCCGCACUGUGUCAAUUUCUCAGAACUGAGUCCACAUGGAAGAGCAAUGGUCACAACAAUCACACAAAUGUCACAUGCGAUAAGCAUUUGAGUCACUUUGAAGACGCCUCCAAAGACUUUACCACACAGCUUCUUCUCAAUGCCGUCCCGGUGACUUAUUGUAACAAAUCUGUGAAGCAAUACUUGCGGUUUGAGGAAACUUACAAGGACCUCUUGACGGCAGUGGACAGGACCAAUGUAUCUUGCAAGGAUAUCUACUUCAAUGUGGAUCGUCUGGGCGUUGUGGAAACAAUAUACAAUCAGCUGCAUCAGAUGUGGCUGGUGGGAUUCUGCGACGAUUGCUACGCCAAUGUGUCCUCAGCCAGUCUCUCGAACACGACGAAGGACUUCUACUACUACUUGGAGAGUAUACAGCAGUGCAUCAGUGAUAACAAAGCCUCCGAUCCCUGUCUCAAGUGCAUGGGAAGCUAUCAGAAGUUGAACGACUUCUUCGAUGGCAUAAAGAAGGAGAAGGAAGAUCGCAUCUGCUUUGAUCUGCAGGAUGCCAUGAAUCGCACGAGGAUUAAGUGGUCGGUUGAGCUCAACUGCUGUCGGGAUAGAAAUUCCUCAUUGCUCUUCUUCUACAUCAUAAGUGGUCUGAUAGGAAUUCUUCCGGGAAUUUUUUACUUAGUAGUUUUCAUAUGGCAACGACAUCAGGAGCGUUACGAUUUACUCACUGAUGACCAAGAUAUUACAGCUUCUGCAGAGACUGGGAGUGCCAGCAUCCAAAAUGUGUCUCCGAACCACGAGGAGAGUCAACCAGGACCUUCUCGAGUCAACACGUCAUUGCCUACGGAUGAUUCCGGCGAUGCCAGCAAGAAAAAAGCCCAGCAAUCAGUGGAUGAGUCAGACGACGAUAUGAUUGCGAACUAUUCUAAGUGAGUGAGUGCAUGUGUUU
Molecule: messenger RNA, 1118 nt
Organism: Phlebotomus argentipes
Lineage: Eukaryota; Metazoa; Arthropoda; Insecta; Diptera; Psychodidae
Exons: 2
Coding region: 125-1102 (325 amino acids)
Cellular component (GO): cytosol
Source: RefSeq, a predicted model, not a curated record